GUGAAACAACCCCAUUGGACGAGAGACUCGAAUGAUCGGCAUGGAAUUGUUUAGGGAAAUUGUGGGUGGGUGAAUGACCGGGUGAAGAAAAGUUAGUUAUGUAACGAAAUAUACAGUUAGGAGCCUACUGAUGAUUUGAUUGGAUAGAUGAUGAGACUGGUGAUCAGAAAGAAGUAAAUGUAUUUUUAUGAAUAAGAGACGGAGCGAGGAGAGGAUUGCACAUCUGGAUAUGUUGUGUGCUUCAGUUGGACAGACUGGACAGAGCGUAGCUGACACAGCGACGGUGUGAGUGGAGCAGAGAGAACCGAGGAUGGGGGGCGGAGGCCAGCAGACGGAGUCAAGCGAGCCGGCCAAGGGUGACGGGCUUGAGCCCGAUGGAGGGCAAGGUGGCAGUGCAGUCUACACCUGGGAAGAGGUCCAGAGGCACUCCCACAGAAGCGACCAGUGGUUGGUCAUCGACAGGAAGGUCUAUAAUAUUACCCAGUGGGCAAAGAGACACCCGGGUGGCAUCAGGGUCAUCAGUCACUUUGCUGGAGAAGAUGCCACGGAAGCAUUUUCCGCAUUCCAUCUUGAUGCUAAUUUUGUCAGGAAGUUUCUGAAGCCGUUGCUGAUUGGAGAGCUGGCACCGACAGAGCCCAGCCAGGACCAUGGGAAAAAUGCAGCUCUGGUGCAGGACUUCCAGGCCUUGCGUGACCAUGUGGAGAGGGAGGGUCUCCUCCGUGCCCGCCUCCUGUUCUUCAGCCUCUACCUGGGCCACAUCCUGCUACUAGAGGCCCUGGCUUUGGGCCUGCUCUGGGUCUGGGGGACCAGCUGGAGCCUCACACUGCUCUGUUCCCUCAUGCUGGCCACGUCUCAGUCCCAGGCUGGCUGGCUGCAGCAUGACUUCGGCCACCUGUCAGUCUGCAAGAAAUCCAGCUGGAACCACAAACUGCACAAGUUUGUCAUUGGACACCUAAAGGGUGCCUCUGCUAACUGGUGGAACCAUCGUCACUUCCAGCACCACGCUAAACCCAACGUGUUUCGUAAAGAUCCUGAUAUCAACUCACUGCAUGUCUUCGUCCUGGGAGACACACAGCCUGUAGAGUAUGGUAUAAAGAAGUUGAAGUACAUGCCCUACCAUCACCAACACCAGUACUUCUUCCUCAUUGGACCUCCACUAAUCGUUCCAGUGUUUUUCAACAUCCAGAUAUUCCGGACCAUGUUUUCACAACGGGACUGGGUGGAUCUGGCGUGGUCGAUGAGUUUCUACCUUCGCUUCUUCUGCUGUUACUAUCCCUUCUUUGGUUUCUUUGGCUCAGUAGCAUUGAUCAGCUUCGUCAGGUUUUUGGAAAGCCACUGGUUUGUAUGGGUGACCCAGAUGAAUCACCUUCCUAUGGAGAUGGAUCAUGAGAGACACCAGGACUGGCUCACCAUGCAGUUGAGCGCUACUUGCAACAUUGAACAGUCAACCUUCAACGACUGGUUCAGUGGACACCUCAACUUUCAGAUUGAACACCAUCUGUUUCCUACCAUGCCCCGUCAUAACUACCACCUGGUGGCUCCUCUGGUGCGUACUUUGUGUGAGAAACAUGGAGUUCCCUAUCAGGUCAAGACUUUGCAGAAAGGCAUGACUGAUGUUGUCAGGUCACUGAAGAAGUCAGGGGAUCUGUGGCUGGAUGCAUAUCUCCAUAAAUAAAUCCCUUCCUGACUCUGGAUGGGAUUUUAAAUCCAUCGCAGAUUAACAACCUGCGAACAGAGAAGACAUUUCCUAGAUGUUUUUGAUGAUAAUGAUCGCUGCAAACAUUAUUGUGAUAUAAUUGUUUUAAUCCUUGGCAGCAGUGAAUGGGGAUCCAUAGCAUAAAUAGAGGGUUUAUAUAGUAGGGCGAGGCGUUUAAAAAAAACUAAAAACUGUUUUUAUUGACCUAUAUUUCCAGCAUUAUCCACUGGGUUUGAUGCAGGCAGAAAAUCCUAGGAAAUGUUCUGUAAUUGAUACAAGUCUCAGUCAUUCCAGUCUGGUUGUCCGUUCGUUUUUGGUGGAGGGAUCGCAGCAUUCGAAUCUUAAUUUCACAAAGCCUAUAAUUUAGCAGGGAAUACUAUUUGUAGAUGAGUGAUUUUACACCUCGUUUUUCUCAAGCUGAUCGCCUCCAACAGACAAUUCCUGAUCACAGGAAGUUAUAUAAAUGGGGAAAUUAGGACACGUAAAGGAGAAAGACUAUGAAUCCAAGCAGAAAAUAGAAGUGUACAAUAAAAAUCUCUAUCGCUUGAAAUUCCCCGCCGGGAUGCUCAUUGCAGACUACAAUAUAUUCUGCAAAACCUGCAAUUUAGCGUUACAUUUUCAAUGGAGAGACAGGAUAGACAGCCAUCUGAAAUAAUUAUGCCCUCUCAGAAGAAUGCUUCGACCUUGAAACGUUGUGGAGGACAUAGUGAAACAGUCUCGUCCGUACAUAACAAGACAACAUCAAUCAACAACAAUAUUUCACAACGUAAUCGUUGUCUGUUAAUAACAUAUGGGUAUGAUAGGCAUUUUUCUAUCAGAAAAUGUAGAGGGUGAAAUAUAGACUAUUUUCAGAAUACUAAUGGCUCGCCUAUUUUCAUUCACUAUAGAAAUAACCCAAUUUAUCCAUCUCUGUUUUUAACGUCUUCACCCAGCUCUCAUACACAAUGUGUGUCAGUGGAUUUGUCCGUUACUAUGCUUUCCGUUGUGUUUUUACCGGACUGCGGCUCCGUUCUUUACGUGUGUUAAUGAAUAAACGCAAUUUGGGAUUGUCAACUUUUUAGAGAGGGAUGUUGGAGCUUGCAAAAGCCAUAUCCUCAUAAUUUAUUCUAUAGCAAAUUAAAAAUGCCUUACUUUGUUCUUUAA
Molecule: messenger RNA, 2839 nt
Organism: Salmo salar (Atlantic salmon)
Lineage: Eukaryota; Metazoa; Chordata; Actinopteri; Salmoniformes; Salmonidae
Gene: fadsd5
Product: delta-5 fatty acyl desaturase
Biological process (GO): lipid metabolic process
Cellular component (GO): membrane
Molecular function (GO): oxidoreductase activity, acting on paired donors, with oxidation of a pair of donors resulting in the reduction of molecular oxygen to two molecules of water
Source: RefSeq, a predicted model, not a curated record